AUGGCGAAUCAGCUUCCUCCCGGUGUUAUACCGUUUGGCAGUGACGAAAACUGCACCCUUGAGACUUGCCCGGUCUCAUGGAGCAUUUACGGUUAUCAACCAUCACUUGCGGCCAAUACGACUUUUUUGAUGCUCUACAUUAUAGCCGGAGCAAUCCAUGGCUAUCUUGGCAUUCGAUGGAGAAGCUGGGGGUUUAUGACUGGCAUGCUGCUGGGAUGCCUUUGCGAAGUCAUUGGUUACGCCGGCCGCGUCAUUAUGUCGAAUAACCCUUUCUCCUACCCGGGUUUCAUGACCCAAAUCAUCUGUCUUACCAUCGCCCCCGUAUUCUUCACUGCCUCCAUCUACGUUACGCUUUCAAAGACUAUUGUCCAUCUGGCCCCUGAUUUGUCACGAUUUAAACCCCAGCUUUUUUACUGGAUUUUUAUUCCCUUCGAUGCUACAUGCUUGCUUCUUCAGGCUGCCGGCGGUGCCAUGUCUACCAAUUCGACUGGCAGUAACCAGACCGGUGUCAACAUAUCUCUAGCUGGUCUAAUCUUGCAAGUCGUUGUUCUAACAAUAUUUAUCGGUUUUUUUGCGGAUUUUCUCAUCCGAUAUUUUCGAUCGGGUCAGACCAAGAAGUUUGGAUGGAGACUAAAGGCCUUCUUUUCUGGUCUGACCAUUGCCAUUAUUCUAAUUCUCAGUCGUUGCGCAUAUCGCGUUGCCGAACUGCAAGAUGGAUACAACGGCUCACUGAUCAAAGAGCAGGUUCCUUUCAUUAUAUUAGAAGGGGUGUUCGUUUUUCUUGCUACCCUAGCCUUGUGUUUUGGACAUCCGGGUCUUGUCUUUAAGAAGGCCAAGGCCACCCUUCCUAAUUCUUCAGAUGCUGAGGAAGGAGGUGUCCCACUUGAGCGGAAGUAG
Molecule: messenger RNA, 897 nt
Organism: Metarhizium brunneum ARSEF 3297
Lineage: Eukaryota; Fungi; Ascomycota; Sordariomycetes; Hypocreales; Clavicipitaceae
Product: Efflux pump himE
Cellular component (GO): fungal-type vacuole; plasma membrane
Source: RefSeq, a predicted model, not a curated record